Molecule: messenger RNA, 1398 nt
Organism: Pseudocercospora fijiensis CIRAD86
Lineage: Eukaryota; Fungi; Ascomycota; Dothideomycetes; Mycosphaerellales; Mycosphaerellaceae
Exons: 2
Coding region: 1-1398 (465 amino acids)
Molecular function (GO): flavin adenine dinucleotide binding; oxidoreductase activity, acting on the CH-CH group of donors
Source: RefSeq, a predicted model, not a curated record
AUGACCACCAGCACAUUCGAUCACCCGGCGCUCGAACGCAUCCCGGUCUGGGUGCAGGAGAAGUUGUCGCCCAACGCCGUCGAUGUCAUCAAACGCGUCCACGAUUGGGUCGAGACCGAAUGUGUUCCUGCCGAGCCGAUUUUCAAGGCACAAUUGAAGCAGAAUGGGAACUGGAAGACACCAGCCAUCGUUACCGAGCUGCGGCGGAAGGCGAAAAAGGAGGGAUUGUUCAAUCUUUUCCUGCCAAAGAGCUUCGGAAGUCUGAGUCCAGGCUUGAGCAAUCUGGAAUAUAGCAUUUGCGCUCAGAUCAUGGGAAGAUGCUAUUGGGCCGCGCAGACGAUGAACUGCCACGCUCCAGACACUGGAAACAUGGAGCUGUUGGCCAAGUACUGCAACGAAGAGCAGAAGAAAAAAUGGCUCCUUCCGUUGCUCAAUGGCGAGACGUUCUCGGCCUAUAGCAUGACAGAGCCGGAUGUUGCAUCCUCAGAUGCCACCCAAAUUUCUUGCCGCAUCGAGAAAGACGCGAAGGAUCCAGACUGGCUCAUCAUCAAUGGUCGCAAGCUGUACGGCAAUUGCAAAUGGAAUGAUGAGCUCGGCUUCUACAUUCUCAUGGCAUGCAGCGAUCCCGAUAACAAGGAUCCAUGGAAGCGUCAUUCUAUGGUGAUCGUGCCGAAGGACACUCCAGGCUUCAGCAUGGUCCGGAAUUUGUCCAUCAUGGGAUACGAUCACGCGCCAGAAGGGCAUGGUGAAUAUCUCUACCACAAUGCUCGAGUACCAGCCGAGAACAUCAUCCUAGGCGAAGGACGUGCCUUCGAGAUAGCUCAAGGGCGCCUGGGUCCCGGUCGCAUCCAUCACUGCAUGCGUCUCAUCGGCCAGACUGAACGGGCCUACGAGCUUGCCCUUCUCCGAGCCACGGAUCCGAAGAAGAAGCCCAGAGGCAAGCUCAUCGGCGAUUUCGACUCCAACAUUGAACGCUUGGCUUCCAUGCGCAUGCAACUCGAUUCUCUCCGCCUCAUCGUAAUGAACGCAGCCCACACCAUGGACAUAGCCGGCAACAAAGCAGGACGAUACGCAAUCGCACAAUCGAAAGUCAUGAUACCUGCUGCAGCUGCGGCGAUAAUUGAUGAGUGCAUGCAGAUGUAUGGUGGCCAGGGAUUGACCCAGCACACUCCGCUGCCCGAGAUGUGGACGUACGCAAGGUUUGUAAGAAUCGCAGACGGUCCUGACGCCGCGCACACACACCAGGUGGGCAGAGACCAAUUGAAGACCGCGGGGAAGUUCAGGAGUAGGCAUAAGGGAUAUGAGAGAAGAUACAAGGAGCUGUGUGAAAAGUGGCAGGUCGAACAAGAGACUUUUGGGAAUCCAGCUACACCUGGGCUCAUGAGGUCCGACGACUAG